Messenger RNA from Paramisgurnus dabryanus, 1992 nucleotides. RefSeq names its product tRNA methyltransferase 61B (gene trmt61b). The record is from RefSeq and is a predicted model, not a curated record. Gene Ontology annotation, biological process: tRNA methylation. Gene Ontology annotation, molecular function: tRNA (adenine(58)-N1)-methyltransferase activity. NCBI's taxonomy places the organism in Eukaryota, Metazoa, Chordata, Actinopteri, Cypriniformes, Cobitidae. Gene Ontology annotation, cellular component: mitochondrion; tRNA (m1A) methyltransferase complex.
CUGCUUUCUAUCAUGGCGCUGCCCUGUGAUUGUCAUGCUUGAGUUUUUUUGUGCUGGGCUGUAGUGUGCAGGUCUUUGCAUGUUUUAAAAGUAAGAUAAGUUUGUUCUUAAAUGGCAUUUGAGAAAGUAAUUAAUCAAGGUCGUUUUAAUGUUGCUGGUCACUUGCUUGUUUAAUAUUUAACUUUGUAUUUAAUUCGAAGGUUAUGCGAAGCACAGAAGAAAUUGUGAUCUCAUACGCAGCAUUUGUAUUGGAAGACACCAGACACAAUUAUUAUUAUUAUUACUAUUACUUUUCAUAAGGACAACACACAUUAAUCAACAUUACGGUAAAUGUGCCAGUGUUAGCCAGCCGGCUAAUUUUUAACUGCAGUCCUUUGAUAAUAAGGUGUUUUACAACCAAAAAGUGAAAAUGUGUCUCGUACGACAUAUCUUCCUACAUGUAAAUUUAACAUCAGCUUUGAAAUCCUAGGUAGAUGUAGUUAUAAUGUGUGGUUCUGAUAGCUGUGGUAAGAUCCAAACUCUCAAAGCGUGUCACAAUUUCUUUUAUACUAUAAAGCCAUAAGCUAUGACAUUUGGACUGGGUUUUUCUUUAAUGACUCAUAAGUUUGCCCAAGUCUGUGUCACAUGUUUAAAAAGACACAGUGUGGAUCAGAUUAAACCAUUUCUCUAUAAACUGAGAAGCUUUGGGACUGACCAUAAUGAUUCCAGAGGAGACAACAGUGGUUCAGAUGCACCAGUAAGAGUCUCACCUUUCUCUCAGAGAACUUUGUUUGGAAGGCGUCGACUUUUGUGCCCACUGGAAAGGGUCAGUGAGCUGCUGCCCGAACACAUUCUAAGUCAGGAGGUUUGGGAUCUCCAAGACACAAAAAACACACUGAUGAAACAUAUUAAGAGCGACACUAGAAUUAAUGUGGAACAGGACUGUCACAAUGAGGAGAUAAGGAAAGGUGAGGCACCUGCUCCUGCAGGUGUGUCUGGGGAAAGGCCAAUUUGCUUUGGAGAAACUCUUCUGGCUGAGUAUCGCCAAAAGGGACGCUUGGAGUUUCGUAAAAUGUUUCAGCUUAAGGAGGGCCUGAAGAUCCAAAGUAACUGGGGAAUACUAGCUCAUAAAGACAUUGAGGGACGCAAUGCUGGGAGCAUCUCACGAACUUCAAUGGGAAUCCCAAUUCUCAUUCGUCGACCAACCCUGGAGGAGUUCACUCUCUUCAUGAAGAGAGGGCCAGCUAUUGCAUAUCCUAAGGAUGCCAGUGCAAUGUUGACUAUGAUGGAUGUAACUGAAGGAGAUUGUGUUCUGGAAGCAGGUUCUGGAUCAGGAGCUUUGAGCCUGUUCUUGUCAAGGGCAGUGGGCUGUAAGGGAAGUGUUUUGAGUGUAGAGAUAAGGGAGGACCAUCACCGUCGUGCUGUAUUGAACUACCAGCGUUGGCGCACUGCAUGGAGUCUUCGGCGAGGGGAAGAAUGGCCUGAUAAUGUUCACUUUCACCGUGGAGACCUUUCCACUGGUUGUCUUCUGUCUGGGCGAGGUUUUCACUCGGUUGCUUUGGAUAUGAUUAAUCCACAUUUAGCAUUUCCUGCUGUGGUUCCUCUUCUCCAUUCUGGAUCUGUGUGUGCCAUUUAUCAAGCAAAUAUAACGCAGGUCGUUGAUCUAAUGGAGAGUCUACGAUACUCUGCCUUUCCAUUGGUGUGUGAACGUAUUGUUGAGGUUCAGUACAGGGAUUGGCUUGUUGCCCCCUCACUCAAAAAAGAUGGCACAUUCAACAGACGAAAAGCCUCAUGUGAAGCUAAUGAUAACUCUGAGCCAAGUAAAGAUACGGAAGAUCUAACCCCAGAUUUGGUGCCAUUUGGAGAUGUACCAUACAUUGCACGCCCUCACCCUGAACAAACUGGCCAUACAGCCUUCCUUGUGAAAUUACGAAAGGUCUUGAAAUAGAAGCUAAGAAACAUCAGCUCCACACAUACUGUAUCCCAAAUAUUUCAUCAAUAAACUUACAAAAA